AUGUCAGUAAUAUGGGAAUCUGCAGUCAUUAUGUAUGUGGUGGGGGAUAGACCGUCGAUUGGGGCUGUUAUUAGGUUUGUUGAGAAGGAUUGGAAUAUUGUUUCAAAACCCCAGGUGCUGCUUCACGAGGAGGGCUAUUUUGUUAUCAAAUUUGCCUCUAAGAAAGAAAGGGACUCAAUCUUGAUGGCUGGACCUCAUUCUUUCUUUGGUAAACCAGUAAUUGUUAAGCCCUGGUCACCAGAGUUUAAUUUUCAGGCUGAAGUGUUAAGAGUUGUGCCAAUUUGGGUCAGAUUCCCUAAUCUUCCUUUAAACUGUUGGGGACCUGGAUCUUUGAGUAGAAUAGGAAGUUUGCUUGGUGUGCCUCUCUUUGCUGAUGAGUGUACCACUUGUCAGCAGAGAAUUUCUUUUGCUCGAAUACUUAUUGAAAUAGAUGUCACAAAGAGCUUGCCUAGAAAUUUCAUGCUAAAGGAUCCAACUGGUAAGACCUUCAAGCAACAAGUAGACUAUGAUUGGUUGCCACCAUUCUGCCCUACUUGCAAGAUGAUAGGACAUGUUUGUGGCAAAGAUAAGAAGAACACUACCAGACUUGUUCCUGCUGCUCAUGCUCAGAAGAAGGUGCAAAAAGUUUGGGUUCCAAAGCAGGUGGUUGUUGUUGAAGAACCUAAGCAGGCUAGUGAGUCUGUGAAUGUCAUGGUGGAAGAUGAGACUAGUAAUGAGAUGGAUACUUCUAUGGACUCAGUCAUUACUCCAAAAGCUCCUAUUCAAGAUGAUGGAUGGAGGGUAGUAUCAAGAAGAAGAAAGGUGACUAGCAGUCCUGUGCAUAACACUGGUUUGGCUCAGGUUGGAUAUGCUGGUGAAGAUGGUGGUGAAAUAGGGGCUCCUUCACAUAUUCCACCAUGA
Molecule: messenger RNA, 900 nt
Organism: Spinacia oleracea (spinach)
Lineage: Eukaryota; Viridiplantae; Streptophyta; Magnoliopsida; Caryophyllales; Amaranthaceae
Exons: 1
Coding region: 1-900 (299 amino acids)
Source: RefSeq, a predicted model, not a curated record